Malania oleifera is the source of this 1595-nucleotide messenger RNA. Its product is annotated as serine/threonine-protein kinase AFC3. Gene Ontology annotation, molecular function: protein kinase activity; ATP binding. The record is from RefSeq and is a predicted model, not a curated record. NCBI's taxonomy places the organism in Eukaryota, Viridiplantae, Streptophyta, Magnoliopsida, Santalales, Ximeniaceae. Gene Ontology annotation, cellular component: nucleus. The transcript is spliced from 12 exons. Gene Ontology annotation, biological process: protein phosphorylation. The coding region runs from base 218 to 1417 and encodes 399 amino acids.
AGUCGUUACCAUAUUUUUAUCUGCCUACAAGGGUUCGUCCAAGCCCCAAGAAUGAUGAAACCCUAGCAAUUUCUCGACGACUUGCUUGCGCUGUAUUUGUUUCUUGUUUGAUGACGAUUAUUAUCCCGAAAACCCGAAAACCCUAACCUUCAGGAUUUUGUGAAGCAGUUUCUGUGUUGCAGAGGGAGAAGAAGAUAGGUUCAGGUGGACUGUGUUAAUGGUGGUCGUGGAAAUUGAAGGCAUGGAGAGAGAGAGAACCAGGAAACGCCCUCGCCUUGCUUGGGACGUCGCGCCUUGUGAACCAGAGCCGGCGGUGGCAGCUGUAGGCGGUAAUGAAGGAUCGGCUAGGCACGCCUCGCCUCCGAAGAGGGAUGAUGACCGAGAAGGGCAUUACGUGUUUAAUCUCGGCGAGAAUCUGACACCGAGAUAUAAAAUACUUAGCAAGAUGGGUGAAGGCACAUUUGGCCGAGUUUUGGAAUGUUGGGACCGUCAAACACGAGAGUUUGUGGCAAUCAAGGUGGUUCGAAGCACGCGGAAGUACCGUGAUGCAGCAAUGAUCGAAGUUGAUAUACUUCAACAUCUUGCUAAGAAUGAUAUUGGAAGUUUACGCUGUGUGCAGAUUCAAAACUGGUUUGAUUAUCGCAAUCACAUAUGUAUUGUGUUUGAGAAGCUUGGACCAAGUUUAUUUGAUUUUCUAAAGAGAAAUAAAUACUGCCCAUUUCCUGUGGAUCUUGUUCGGGAAUUUGGACGUCAGCUUUUGGAAUCUGUAGCAUAUAUGCAUGAUUUACAUUUAAUCCACACUGACCUGAAGCCAGAAAAUAUACUUCUUGUGUCAUCUGAGUAUGUAAAGCUUCCUGGCAAGAGGAUCUCUUCAGAUGAAAUGCAUUUCAGGUGCUUGCCAAAGUCAAGUGCCAUUAAGCUGAUUGAUUUUGGUAGUACUGCAUUUGAUAGUCAGAACCAUAGCUCCAUUGUUUCUACCAGGCAUUACAGAGCACCUGAGGUUAUUCUAGGUCUUGGAUGGUCUUAUCCGUGUGAUUUAUGGAGUGUUGGUUGCAUACUUGUUGAACUUUGCUCGGGAGAAGCACUUUUUCAGACUCAUGAAAAUUUAGAGCAUUUGGCAAUGAUGGAGAGGGUAUUGGGACCUCUGCCAGAGCAUAUGAUUCGAAGGGCCAACCGAGGCGCUGAAAAGUAUUUCAGGCGAGGAUAUCGAUUAAAUUGGCCUGAAGGAGCGGUUUCAAGGGAGAGUAUUAGAGCUGUGAAAAAACUCGACAGAUUGAAGGAUAUGAUAUCGCAACGGGUAGACCGGUCGAGAUCCUUGCUCACGGAGUUGCUGUUUGGUCUUUUGAAGUUUGAUCCAUCAGAACGUCUCACAGCGCGGCAAGCCCUCAAUCAUCCCUUCUUUAAGAAUCCAACUUAGGGGGAAACAACGAAAAUGAAAUCACCUUUGACACUUGCGGGUGUUGAUGUGAUACGCCUGUGCAAAGAUCCAUCAGGCUGUACAGAGGGCUCUAACCUUAUGGUUGAGCUUUCUGCUUGUAAUUUUUUGUACAUUUAGCUUAGUGCAAUAUUUAUCCAAUCCCAAUGAGUUUUGCUCU